Molecule: messenger RNA, 2346 nt
Organism: Portunus trituberculatus (swimming crab)
Lineage: Eukaryota; Metazoa; Arthropoda; Malacostraca; Decapoda; Portunidae
Gene: Rap2l
Product: ras-related protein Rap-2c-like
Exons: 4
Coding region: 498-1046 (182 amino acids)
Biological process (GO): negative regulation of cell migration; Rap protein signal transduction
Cellular component (GO): plasma membrane
Molecular function (GO): GDP binding; GTP binding; GTPase activity
Source: RefSeq, a predicted model, not a curated record
GAGAAAGAGCUGCUCAGUGGUGCUGUGAUGGUGCAAGGGGGAAGACGUGCGCUCGUGACUCCCGGGAUUUCGUUGUUACCUUGGGGAUUUUUGUGACUCAAGCGGCGAAAUUAAAGAUAGUGGCCAGGAGGGAUGGAUUAUGCAGCACCGUGGUUAGAGGUGACGCAGGAGGCCUCUGGGUGAACACAGGCGCGGCGACACCCACACAGACGAUGAUGAGGAAUAGUUCCCCACCACAGCGGCCUCCCACCAACACCACGUGAGACAGGCGCCGCGAGUGUCGACAAGUGGUGCAGGCAGUGGUGGUGGUGGCGGCUUCUGGUGGCACAGACGGAGGAGGAGGAGGAGGAGGAGGGGGAGGCGGUGAAGGCGAAGGUGGAGGAGGAGGAGGAGGAGUGGAGUGCUCGUAAUAGUGGCCGCGUCAGGACCACGUGUGUGUAGUAGUGGUGUAGUAGUGGUACAGUGGUGGUGCGGCGGCAGAACACCACGCCAGCACCAUGCGGGAGUUUAAGGUGGUGGUGUUGGGGUCGGGAGGGGUCGGGAAGUCGGCGCUGACGGUGCAGUUCGUGUCGGGCUGCUUCAUGGAGAAAUACGACCCGACCAUAGAGGACUUUUACCGCAAAGAGAUCGAGGUGGACACGUCGCCCUGCGUGUUGGAGAUCCUGGACACGGCGGGGACAGAGCAGUUUGCCUCAAUGCGAGACCUGUACAUCCGCAACGGGCAGGGCUUCGUGGUGGUGUACUCCAUGACUAACCACCAAACCUUCCAGGACAUCAAGGGUAUGAAGGAACAGAUCACUCGCGUCAAGAACACCGAUCGCGUCCCCAUCCUUCUAGUGGCCAACAAGGUUGACUUGGAGCACCAGCGGGAGGUGGUGACGGCGGACGGCAUGGCGCUGGCUCACAUGUGGGGCUGCCCGUUCAUCGAGGCCUCCGCUAAGAACAGGUACAACGUAAAUGAAGUCUUCGCCGAGAUUGUCCGAGAGAUGAACGUCAAUCCGGGCAAGAAGGAAACUGGGAACUACUGCUGUUGUGUGCUGCUCUAACGCUGUGUGUCUAAUGGGGCUUGUUGUGUUGCAGCCCAGCACAGUAGACCCGUGACAGUAUCUCGCAUGGAUGUUGGAACAGCCCAGGCCCUCUUCACCAGUGGGAGUCUCCACGGCUCUGCACAGAAUGGAACAAUCUGGUCUUAUCACAAGUCAAGCCUCAGUCAAGCUUCAGGAGACUGACCGCCCUCAUCCCAACGAGGAUCUCGUGCCAUUGGUUGAUCUCGGACAAUGGCCGCCACUGAGUCUUCUAGUGGACAGCACGGAAGACCCACCACCUUGGAAUCACCACAAUGCAUGUUACCAUCUGUGUGUCAUCUGGUGUCCUCGGUGUUGUGAUCACUGGUGACACAUUCAUGCAUUCUGUCUGUCUGACAACACAGCUUCCCACCAGGCUACCAGUGAACACUCUGCAGUGUUACUCUUUAAGAUCAAUAUUAACACUAUCUACUGUAUGUUGUCAGUAAUAUCCUGCUUAUCAGCUAAAGCUUUUUGUGAUACCUAAUUGUUGCAGUCUGCAGAUCAUGAUGUAUAGUGUAGUCGAGCAACAUCAGAAGUGUUUGUGAAUUAAGGUCAACUGAUAUGAGUUGGUGGGUGCUCAGAAGUGUUUGGCAACUUGAAGAAACACAAUUUAUGAUUGAAUUAAGGAUUGUAAGUGGCUGGUUCACAAGUAAAUUACUGUGCAAUAUUUUGAGUAAGGUUCUCUUGGCUAUUUGUCUUGCGACAUUUUAUGCUGUACUAGCAGCAGCAGUAGCAGCAGCAGUGAGUGACAGCCAUGCAUGGUACUGGCACUGGCUAGAGGGACCUACAGUGACUCAACACAGGGAGCUGAGGAGUUCACCACCCAUGUGAUUAUGUGCUUCCCUCAUGCUCUGUAAAUACAUUAUGUGCUAGUAACACAAUUUAAGUUUGAAUGCAAUAGUCUUUUUUUAUUAGUUUAUUGUAAUAAUAUUCAUCAGUAUAUAUAUAUAUAUAUAUAUAUAUAUAUAUAUAUAUAUAUAUAUAUAUAUAUAUAUAUAUAUAUAUAUAUAUAUAUAUAUAUAUAUAUAUAUAUAUAUAUAUAUAUAUAUAUAUAUAUAUAUAUAUAUAUAUAUAUACACACACACACACACACACAUACAUACAUACAUACAUGCAUAUUAUAAAGAUUUCAUUGUCUCAAUCCCACCAAAACUUCAUUGCCUGUGCAAAACAUUUUGUUGUCAACAUGAUAUUUAAAAAUCUCCAACAUCAUCUUUUGAUCUUUAGUGGAUAAUGCACAGAAAUAACUUGUCAUUUUUGCCUAUGAUUUAUAAUUGCA